Messenger RNA from Jaculus jaculus (lesser Egyptian jerboa), 3128 nucleotides. RefSeq names its product mitogen-activated protein kinase kinase kinase 7 (gene Map3k7). The record is from RefSeq and is a predicted model, not a curated record. The transcript is spliced from 17 exons. Gene Ontology annotation, biological process: protein phosphorylation; JNK cascade; positive regulation of canonical NF-kappaB signal transduction. Bases 51 to 1856 code for a protein of 601 amino acids. Lineage: Eukaryota; Metazoa; Chordata; Mammalia; Rodentia; Dipodidae. Gene Ontology annotation, molecular function: magnesium ion binding; ATP binding; MAP kinase kinase kinase activity.
GCCUCGUCCCGGCAGCGCUGUCGCGGGGCCCCCGGGCGCCGCGAGGGAUCAUGUCCACAGCCUCUGCCGCCUCCUCCUCCUCCUCGUCGUCGGCCAGUGAGAUGAUCGAAGCUCCCUCCCAGGUCCUUAACUUUGAAGAGAUCGACUACAAGGAGAUCGAGGUGGAAGAGGUUGUUGGAAGAGGAGCCUUUGGAGUGGUCUGCAAAGCUAAGUGGAGGGCAAAGGAUGUUGCUAUUAAACAGAUAGAAAGUGAAUCUGAGAGGAAAGCUUUCAUUGUAGAGCUCCGGCAGUUAUCCCGUGUGAACCAUCCUAAUAUUGUAAAAUUGUAUGGAGCCUGCUUGAAUCCAGUGUGUCUUGUGAUGGAGUAUGCUGAAGGAGGCUCUUUAUAUAAUGUGCUGCAUGGUGCUGAACCACUGCCAUAUUACACUGCUGCCCACGCAAUGAGUUGGUGUUUACAGUGCUCCCAAGGUGUGGCUUAUCUGCACAGCAUGCAGCCCAAAGCUCUCAUUCACAGGGACCUGAAACCACCAAACUUGCUGCUGGUUGCUGGGGGGACAGUUCUCAAAAUCUGUGAUUUUGGUACAGCCUGUGACAUUCAAACACAUAUGACCAAUAACAAAGGCAGUGCUGCUUGGAUGGCACCUGAAGUUUUUGAAGGUAGCAAUUACAGUGAAAAAUGCGAUGUCUUCAGCUGGGGCAUUAUCCUUUGGGAAGUGAUAACGCGUCGCAAACCCUUUGAUGAGAUUGGUGGUCCAGCUUUCCGAAUCAUGUGGGCUGUUCAUAACGGUACACGACCACCACUGAUCAAAAAUUUACCUAAGCCUAUUGAGAGCCUGAUGACUCGUUGUUGGUCUAAAGAUCCUUCUCAGCGCCCUUCAAUGGAGGAAAUUGUGAAAAUAAUGACACACUUGAUGCGGUACUUUCCAGGAGCAGAUGAACCAUUACAGUACCCUUUUCAGUAUUCUGAUGAAGGACAGAGUAAUUCUGCCACCAGCACAGGCUCAUUCAUGGAUAUUGCUUCUACAAAUACCAGUAAUAAAAGUGACACGAAUAUGGAGCAAGUUUCUGCUACAAAUGAUACUAUUAAGCGCUUAGAAUCAAAAUUGUUGAAAAAUCAGGCAAAGCAGCAGAGUGAAUCUGGACGUCUAAGCUUGGGAGCCUCCCGUGGGAGCAGUGUGGAGAGCUUACCCCCACCCUCAGAGGGCAAAAUGUCAGAAACAGAAGCUAGGAUCACUGGAAGCACAGCCUAUUCCAAGCCUAAACGGGGCCACCGUAAAACCGCUUCAUUUGGCAACAUUCUGGAUGUCCCUGAGAUCGUCAUAUCAGGCAACGGGCAACCAAGACGUAGAUCCAUUCAAGACUUGACUAUUACUGGAACGGAGCCUGGUCAGGUGAGCAGUAGGUCAUCUAGUCCUAGUAUAAGAAUGAUUACUACCUCAGGACCAACCUCAGAAAAGCCAACCCGCAGUCAUCCAUGGACCCCUGAUGAUUCCACAGAUACCAAUGGAUCAGAUAACUCCAUCCCCAUGGCUUACCUUACAUUAGAUCACCAGCUACAGCCUCUAGCACCAUGCCCAAACUCCAAAGAAUCCAUGGCAGUGUUUGAGCAGCAUUGUAAAAUGGCACAAGAAUAUAUGAAAGUUCAAACAGAGAUUGCACUGUUAUUACAGCGAAAGCAAGAACUAGUUGCAGAAUUGGACCAGGAUGAAAAAGAUCAGCAAAAUACAUCUCGUCUGGUACAGGAACAUAAAAAGCUUUUAGAUGAAAACAAAAGCCUUUCUACUUACUAUCAGCAAUGCAAAAAACAACUAGAGGUCAUCAGAAGUCAACAACAGAAACGACAAGGCACUUCAUGAUUCUCUGGGACCGUUAAAGUUUAAAAUAUGCAGACUUUUUUUUAACAAAAGAAAAAUCCUUAUGACAAUUCAUGAGUGUUAGCUUUUUGGCAUGUUCUGAAUGCCAAAUGCCUAUAUUUGCUGCAUUUGUUACUUGUUUAUUUUCUUUUCAUGGUGGCACUGUCUUGUUGCAUACCAUGGUGGCAUUUAUGACUCAGAUAAGCAACAGUUCUAAACUUCUAAAAAGAUGUGAACUGUGGCUGUUUGUGCAUGCGCAUGUGUGAAGCUAGCCAACAGCGUGGGGUGUCAACUUGCUGCUAUGUGCAAGCAUGGUCUUUAGCCAUAGAAAUGAAACCUCAAGAAUGAGUUUGUUCAUACAUCUCAACCGAAAAUACUAACCUUUUUCUCCCCAAAAGAUGAUAUGUACCAAGUUAAAGAUAGGGUGUUAUAAAUCCAAAAUAGUUGGUAGUACAUUACAGAAAUAUAGAGUCUUCAGGGUAAGUUCAGAGGAAGGGCCUUGGUGCCAGUACAUCUUUGGAUCAGUGCUGAACAUAGUUCCUUCUGUAAAAUGUUUAAAGGUAAGUGGUAAUUGCUAUAUUUAAGGAAAACAAUUUUGCCAAUUUUCAUUAGACUAAAAAUGAUCCAAAUAGAGUAGGAUUUUUAAUUGUAUGUGUGUAUAUUGAAAGUAUAAAGUUUUUAUUACUCUAAUACUAAUGUCUCCUAAAUGAAAUUAAAUGGCAAAAGAACAUGACCUAGCUUACAUUAUCCUUCCUUCAGUAAUUAUUGCAUUGUUUUAUCAUAUAUUUUAAAAAACUGAAAAGAAAUAAUGGAAAAUGGAAAUAAUUACACCAGCUAAAAGGUUUGGGUUCAGAAGUCUGUUUAUCAUAUGAAAUGGGGAAAAAAGCAGACAAAUCAAAAGAUGUUAGUAAGGAAGGUUUAAAAUAUACUCUUUAAACUUCCUAUUUGCUCUAGGUACUAGGAUAACUGGUCAUUCUUGCAAGUCCAUUCUAAAGUGCUGCUACUUUUCAGUGCUUGUAAGAGAAUUCCAGCACUUCCAAAGAGAAUAUUUACAUUGUUAAUAGCCUUCUUGCCAGCCUUCAAAUAACAUAAAAGUAAUAAAAUGUCAUUAAAGUAAUUAUAUAAGCUCUAUAUUUUCCAGUUGCUUUGGAUACCAAUACAAGAGUGUCUGUCAAAUAAGGAUGUCGUCAGUCUUGCUUUUAUAGCAUUCACAUUGAUAAAAAGAAAAUAAUAAAUGAAAGCAUGAUUGCUAUGAUCAUGAGAUUUCUAUUGUGA